Molecule: messenger RNA, 2033 nt
Organism: Wasmannia auropunctata (little fire ant)
Lineage: Eukaryota; Metazoa; Arthropoda; Insecta; Hymenoptera; Formicidae
Exons: 8
Coding region: 171-1184 (337 amino acids)
Source: RefSeq, a predicted model, not a curated record
GUCAGACGUUUUCAGUAUCAAGCUAGUUCUCUCGGCAAGAACACACGCACUGUGCUCCGAUCUGAGCUCCGACGAAAGACGUAAAUCGUAAUCUCGUAUAAAGUGCGUUUUCAGCACGGCGAAAAUUUUCGCUGAUUGUGACUUUUAAUAGAAAUAUACAAAAUAGUGAAAUGAAGACAAAACAUAUCGACGAUGUUCAAACACAGACGGUGGAUGAACAUUUCAAAUUAAUCCAAGAAGAUAAGAGUGUAAUAGAUCCGGAAGCAGCUGACGUAACACCCAAUGAUCUUCCAGCUUGGUACAAUGAAAAAUUGUACAAAGAAGGUCAAAACUUUUAUAAGCGAAAUUUGAUGUCAGUAAUAGCGGCCACCACAGUAGGACUUGUUUUAGUAUUUACAGUGGACACAAUAUUAAAGAUACUUGUAUACACAAAACGAAGUAGUUCAGUUAGUACAGCUUUUAAAAGAUAUAUCGAAACUGUCUUACAUGUACAUAACUUAUAUACAUGUGAUGUAAAUGAUACAGAUUCCAAAUGGUACAAAUCGAUGAACACAAUCCGUUGGUAUCACAAAAUGGGUACCAGGAAAACAAAGGAAGCUGGUGUUGGAGAAAUUUCUCAAAGAGAUAUGGUUCUUACUCAAUACGCUUUUGUGGCAUUUAUCUAUACUGCGCCUAAGCUUUUUGGAGUGUGCAAUACACUGGAAGAAGAUGAAGGAUUUAAUCAUUUCUGGCGUAUAAAUGGCUACAUGUUAGGAAUCCCCGACAGAUUGAAUUUGUGUCGCAAAAACGCAAGAGAAACUACGGAAUUAUGUCGGAAGAUCAAACAAGUAUAUGCAGAUUAUUUGAAAAAGCCUCCAUCUGAGUUUUAUGAAAUAACGACAUAUGCAUUAGAUGCAAUGUGGUACAUUGACAUCACUGUGGAUAAAGAUGCUUUCAUGACACACACUUACAAAUUACAUGGACUCUCCUAUAAAGAAAUUGGGUGGUAUAGUUGGAUCAUUACAAAAUACCGUGAAUUCAUGUUUUAUCUGUGUCUUGUACCUUAUGUCAGAGUACUAGCAAAAGCAUACGGUAACUUCAUUGUUUGGUUCGUACUUUGGAAUGCGGCGAACUUUCCUCUACUUGCGUGGAUAAACCUUGGGAAGGAUAAUAUCCGGCUCAAUAUGUACCCUAAUAAACAUUAACAGCUUCGAUUUUAUUGAUAAUGAUUUAUACAUUCAUUAUUAUUACAUUUAUAAAAAUCAAUUACUUUUAAAAUAUUUUUAAAAAAUGAUACUACUUAUGUAUUUUAAUCUUUUGGCUGUGGUAUUAUAUAAAUUGUGGCGCAAAAUGCGCAUAAUAGACGGUAGACAACGCUAAUCUAAACGACAAUGCUGUGACCGGCCAUAACUUCUUGCUAAUGUCCUUUAGAGUUAUAUAGAAAGUAUAUUUACAAGGUACUUUUAGAUUAAACUGCUAAACUUAAAAUAUAAAUUUAAAAUUUUAAACAAAAGUUUUCUCUUAAAGUUUGCUUGCAAACGAUUCGUUUAUAAAGAGAUAUCGACUUCUUAAGUUACAAAGCUCUAGAAAUAAAUAAUGUCAAGAUAAUUUAGGUUUAUUUUUUUUAUUAAUUUACAAUAUUAAAAACAUAAUUAUUAAAUAUAUUGUUCAAAAUGAGAGCUUUCAGCCUUGAGACAAGCAUUGAACUUAUCGAAUGAUCGAGAGGUCAAAUGAUUGACAUUGUGCGUCAGUAAUUUCUUCGCACGCUUGCAUUAUUUUCUAUUUUUUAAUGAUUUUUAAAUGAUAAUAAAGAUCAUUAACGGACACUUCAUACAUUUUUUAUAUAAAAUUGAUGACAUUCAUUCCUUAUAAACGAAGCAUUUACGAGCAAACUUUCAGAGGAAAAUUUUGUUUGUUUUUAGAUUCUAAAUUCAUAUUUUAAAUUUGGUGUCUUAAUCGGGGAGUAUCCUGUAUACAAAUAAUGUAUAAGAAGUUGAAAUGUGUAUGUAGUGAAUCGAUUUGCAAUAAAAAAAUACAUUUUAGUUGAUUCCUAA